UGCCAAACUUUGAUAGUACUAGAGUAUACAGACAGAAAAUAUUGUGAAAAUGUAGAAAGCGUUGGAUGCUAUUCAACAAAGAUGUAACAAUAUUUUAGUUGCUGGGUGUAUGUCAGGGUGGCUUCGUCAUGGCAAUAAGUGUUAUCAUUUCAGUCAUGAUAAGGAAUCAUGGAUCAAUGCUCUUAAUAUGUGUAAAUUGUUUGGCGGAAACCUGGUCGAAGUAGAAACAGCGACUGAAAAUAGCUACAUAGCAGCUAUUGUCAAACUCCGUGGACUAGAAUACUGGAUUGGACUUACUGAUGUCUUCGAAGAAGGUAUAUGGCUUUGGAUAUCAAAUAAAAACCAACUUUCUGACAGCGGUUAUGUUAACUGGAGACAUGGCGAGCCAAAUAACGAAAGAUCUAACGAAAACUGCGCUGAAAUGGAAACUUCUGGAUUGUGGAACGACGACUCUUGCGAUAAGUCUCAACACUUCAUUUGCGAGACUGUAAACAGGUAA
This is a messenger RNA of Ruditapes philippinarum (Manila clam), 499 nucleotides long. Its product is annotated as hepatic lectin-like. The transcript has 3 exons. The coding region runs from base 110 to 499 and encodes 129 amino acids. Lineage: Eukaryota; Metazoa; Mollusca; Bivalvia; Venerida; Veneridae. The record is from RefSeq and is a predicted model, not a curated record.